This is a messenger RNA of Momordica charantia (bitter melon), 2906 nucleotides long. Its product is annotated as LEAF RUST 10 DISEASE-RESISTANCE LOCUS RECEPTOR-LIKE PROTEIN KINASE-like 1.3. Lineage: Eukaryota; Viridiplantae; Streptophyta; Magnoliopsida; Cucurbitales; Cucurbitaceae. The record is from RefSeq and is a predicted model, not a curated record. Gene Ontology annotation, molecular function: ATP binding; polysaccharide binding; protein kinase activity. Gene Ontology annotation, biological process: protein phosphorylation.
UAUAUAUUUAUAUUUUUUUUAUAUAUUGUUGACAUUUUUCAUACAUAUAUUCAUAUAUAUCUUCAAGAUUUGAAUCAGCUGAUGUUUUUUCCGGGUUUUGUUUUUAUGGCUGGGGUGGAUCUUCUACUCUUUGUUGAAAUUAUUUAGUAGAUCAUAUCCUACAAUUUCUUAUUUUCUCCCUGCCACUUUUUAGUUGGCGUACUCCAACUUCUAUCCUAAGAUACUUAAAUUCAAAAAUCCAAUUGCCACAUGGUUGAUAUCAAUCGUCCUUAUUCUGUAGCAAAGAUUACGGUGCAAAAGCAGGGGUUAAGUAGGUGAUUGAUGAGGUUGUGCCAACUUUAGUGGCGUUCACUUGGGUGAGUUGUUGAGUUUAAACUUUUGAAAUGGAGUCUGUAGGUAGAGAAUGAGAUAUUAAGACAAAUAGGAAGUGUACAUCUGUAUUCAGAUCAAAUUAUAGCUGGGCUAUAAACGUUAAUUGACUGGCGUUGGUAUCCUAGCACUUAUGGAAGCUUCUGUUUGACAAAACUUCACAUCCCACUUCGUUAAAGUCCUUCAAUGAAAUCAUCAUUCCUGAUAAUAAACUAAACCAUUUCAUUCAUUCAUCUCUAUUUUGUACCUUUGAGUUCACAAUCCCCUGUAAAAAAUGCCUACCAAUCCCUCCAAAACCUUGCUUCUAGUCCUGAUAUUCAUAGAAACGAUUCUAAUCCAACCAUUGAUUUCAUUAUGUGAUGACGAGGAGGAAUAUAUGAACUGCAACUCGUCAUUGAAGUGUCUCACAUAUCCAAAUCUCAGCUAUCCUUUCUGGGGUUCGAAUCGACCUGAUUACUGUGGCCAUCCAAGUUUUGAGUUGAGUUGCAAAGAUGGAGCUCUACAGAUCAUAAUCAAGUCCAUUGCCUAUCGUGUUCUCGAGAUCAAUACCGACACACAGACUCUGAAGGUAGCUAGAAUAGAUUACUGGAACAAUAUUUGUCCACAAUACUUGAAGAACAGCACGUUGGACUUGAAUCUUUUUUACUACAGCUCAAAUACUAAAAUCCUAAAGAUACUCUAUGACUGCCCAUCCUUGCCCGUUAAUCUUCCUGGUCAAUUUAGUUGCAACAUAAACAGCUCCAGUUAUGUUAAUCUCAUCGCAACACAGAAUGCUGAUAGUGGUAUCUCAAACGCGACGAGAUGCAACCAUAGUGUUGAUGUUGCAAUCUCUCAAUCAGAGAUGCAAACUCUACAGAGCAAUCUAAGUGGGCAAAAUCUAAUAAAAGCUCUUGAUGCUGGAUUUGAGUUGCAGUGGAAGAUAGACAAUAACGUGUGUUAUCGGUGUCGAGAAUCAGGUGGGCAGUGUGGUUCAGACCCAAGUUUGGGAGAAUUCACUUGUUAUUGCUUAGAUGGAGCUUUUAAAACCACUUGUGGAUCAACACCAUCAGGGAAGAAAAGGCAAUCCAAUUCCAGGCCCCUUCUAAUUGGUGUUUCAAUUGGAGGAGCAUGUUUGGUUGCAAUAAUCUUAGGAUGCUGCAUCAUCUUUUACUUGAGAAGAAAGAAGAAACAUCCCAUUCAAUCUAUAAGCAGAGAAGCCCCUUCUCCUCCUCCUCCUCCUCCUCUGUCUGAUCAUCUUAACAAAGACCUGCCACCUCCUCCUCUUUUGAGUUCCUUUCAGAGUCACAGCAUUCCUUCUUAUCCCUCUUCCAAAUCCGACCUCGAGAAGGGCGGCAACAACCACAAAAUUCAAGUAUUUAGCUAUUCCGAACUCGAAAAAGUUACCGAUAAGUUUAACCGUUCUCGAGAGCUCGGAGAUGGAGGAUUUGGCACCGUUUACUAUGGGAAGCUUUAUGAUGGCCGUGAGGUUGCUGUGAAGCGUCUAUAUGAACACAAUUGCAAACGUGUGGAGCAGUUCAUGAAUGAAGUGGACAUCCUUGCCAAUUUACAACACCACAACCUUGUCAAACUCUACGGCUGCACCUCAAGAUUCAGCCAAGGCCUUCUCCUUGUCUACGAGUACAUUCCCAACGGAACGGUAGCCGACCAUCUCCACGGCUCGCGGGCAAAGCUUGGUUUGCUCAGUUGGCCUCUUCGGUUGCGAAUCGCCAUCGAAACAGCAAAUGCACUUGCAUACCUCCACCAUUCUGAUAUCAUCCACCGUGAUGUCAAAACAAACAACAUUCUCCUUCACAACAACUUCACUGUCAAAGUGGCUGAUUUUGGCCUCUCAAGGCUGUUCCCUACUGAUGUAACUCAUGUGUCCACUGCCCCACAGGGCACCCCGGGCUAUGUCGAUCCUGAGUAUUACCAAUGCUAUCAACUCACUACUAAGAGCGAUGUGUACAGCUUUGGCGUGGUCUUGAUUGAGCUUAUAUCGUCCCUACGAGCAGUUGACACGGAUAGGAAACGGCAUGAUAUCAAUUUGAGCAACAUGGCAGUGAGUAAAAUACAAAGUCGAGCAUUGAAUGAGUUGGUUGACCCGAAGCUCGAUUUCGAUACUAAUGAUGAAGUUAUGAGGAUGACAACAUCAGUUGCAGAGUUGGCUUUUCGCUGCCUACAACAGGAAAGGUACAUGAGGCCUUCCAUGGAAGAAGUCGUUGAAGUGUUGAGGGAGAUUGAGAAUGAUAAAUCCAUUGCUGGGAUGGCUGAAGUUGUCGAUAUCGGAGUUGCUGCAGACGAUGUCGAGCUUACAAAGAACACAACACCCUCCCUUUCGCCAAAUUCUGUCAUAGUUGACAACUGGGUUAGCAGCUCUACCAUCACAAAUUCCUUGUGAUUCUUGAAUCUUGAUAUUUGCUUAUUUUUGUUCCUUCAUCUGGGUUCAUAUUUGGAUAAGUACAUAUUGUGUAAUGUGUAUAGCAGUUUUUGGAUAGCUGACACUGUAAACCAUAGCCUUCAUUUCAACAUGGGAUUAAAAUUUGAUUUGUCUUUAAACU